Messenger RNA from Odontomachus brunneus, 734 nucleotides. RefSeq lists its product as uncharacterized. The transcript is spliced from 4 exons. The record is from RefSeq and is a predicted model, not a curated record. Bases 385 to 639 code for a protein of 84 amino acids. NCBI's taxonomy places the organism in Eukaryota, Metazoa, Arthropoda, Insecta, Hymenoptera, Formicidae.
CAAAUCUCUAUCGUCGUUGACUUUGCGAUCCCGCGUCCUCCGUCGUAGAGCGAGAAGGACGAGAGAGAGAGAGAGAGAGAGAAGGAGCGACUAUCUGUCGGCAUGCAGGCUGAGAGCGUGUUUUCUUGAAAUGUUCUUGUAUACGAUAAUACAUUUUCACGUUCCUUCUCUUUUCCGCUGUAUCUCAAAUACGUGUCUAUCGCGUCUCGCGCGUUGAUUAUAAGAGCGGAUCUUCGAGAACUCGUGGUAGAAUACGGUAUUUCGAUAUAAACCGGCUUUAUCGUCGCUUCUUUCCGGAGCACUUUUCUCGCGGUCUAAUCUCUGAUUUACGACGAUGAGACGAUAACAAAAAUUCAAGAUGAUGCUUGUUCGAGAAUAUUCGCGAUGUACUGCGUUUCAAAGGUUGUUUAUAAACACCGCGACCGAGAAGGAACGCUUGCGAGUCGCACCUUUCUAUUCCGUAGUCGGCUAGUCAGUUUGUGUUGGUGCAACGACGACGACGAAGCUCGAGUUGGUUUUAACGGAUACCGCGAAGCAUCGUUUCGGAGCCACAAGUCAUCUUCGGGGCAGAUCUCUACAGGCGAUCAUCGUCGGCGAUCGGCUCACAAUUCACUGUUUCUUCUUAACGUCACCGGAUGACAGAACUGACAGAACAGUUGCUCGCGCUGGACUAGUCACAAGGAUUUUGACGGAGGACGACCUGUAGCCGUCAGUUUUAAAGGUAGGACCCCCAC